Messenger RNA from Trichomycterus rosablanca, 1986 nucleotides. Its product is annotated as ubiquitin thioesterase OTUB2-like. Gene Ontology annotation, cellular component: nucleus. The coding region runs from base 109 to 822 and encodes 237 amino acids. The transcript has 6 exons. Lineage: Eukaryota; Metazoa; Chordata; Actinopteri; Siluriformes; Trichomycteridae. The record is from RefSeq and is a predicted model, not a curated record. Gene Ontology annotation, biological process: protein K48-linked deubiquitination. Gene Ontology annotation, molecular function: ubiquitin binding; cysteine-type deubiquitinase activity.
CUGGUGAACUUUGUCAUGGUGAAACAGGGUUAUUGUGGCGCGAUCUGCAAAGUAACCCCUAAGCAUAUGAAUUUGGGAACUAGUUGACAUCGCGCAGAUAAUAAUAAUAUGGACCACUUCAAAUUGGUCUCAACCAGGGAGGCAACUUCAGCUCAGGCAGCAGAAGGGUCAGACAUGAUAAAAUAUCAGGACAUCUGCAAUGAUUUUGGAUUCAUUCGGAGAGUAAAAGGAGAUGGAAACUGCUUUUAUAGAGCUUUGUGCUUCAGUCUUUUAGAAGUACUGCGGUACAACAAAAAUGCUAUGCAAAGAUUUAAGGACAGACUUAUAAGAAGUAAGCAAAUCUUGCUGACAGCAGGCUAUGAAGAAAGUAUGUUUAAAGAUUACUUAACAACUUUUAUAAACGUACUUGACAGACUUGUAGCAGAUGAAAGGGAAGAGACCCUUUUAGAGCCGUUUAAUGACCAGACCACCUCAGACAACAUGGUGAUGUACCUGAGGUUACUCACAUCAGCACACCUACAGAAUCAUGCAGAUUUCUUCCAAAACUUUGUGGAGGCCCCCGACCUAAAGGUUUACUGUACUCAGGAAGUAGAAACCAUGGCAAUGGAGUGUGAUCAUGUGGAGAUCCUGGCUCUAGCCGAGGAGCUGGAUGUAAGUUUGUGCAUCGUCUCCAUGGAGGGGAGUGACGGCCAACUCAAUUACCACACCAUUCCUGAAGGAUCCCAACCUUCACUGUACCUUCUGUAUAAGACGUCACACUAUGACAUUCUCUACAAGCACAGAGGACCAGACAGCCUGGGGACAUAUUUGGAGGACUGUUAAUCAUUACAUAACUUUGGCGCUCAGAUGGCACAGUGGUAAAACAAACUAGCACAUGAGUUUAAACUUCAGCUCUGCUAUCGACUGGCAGAGCACCUACACAGACAUAACUGGCUUGUCAAUGGAGAUGGAAGGGAUUACAAGUUACGACCUCUGCUAGCUGGUCAAUGGCAGGGGAUAAUAGAGAUUAGUGCAUGACUCUCCAUGCAUGAUUUCCAUAUGAUUUCACCUCGUGCAGGUGAAAAGAAGCAGUCGGUUAUUGCACGUGUGUGUUGGUUGCAGCCCUCCUUGGUCAGGAGCAGUAGAGGUGAAAUACAAUCAGGUAAUUGGAUAUGACUACAUUGGGAGAAAAAUUGGGGUGGGAAUGCCUUACAAAUUAUUACGUUCAUACAAAUGACCAAUUGAAAUUUGGGAGUUAUUUUUGAUGCUGAAUUAAAAUUGGAUAAGCAAAUUAGUACUGUGAUCAAAGGCAGUUUCUUUCAACUGAGGCAAAUUGCUAAAAUUAAAUAAUUUCUCUCUAAACAUGAUUUAGAGAAAGUUAUUCAUGCUUUUAUUUCCUCUCGGUUGGAUUACUGUAAUGCGUUGUAUUUAGGAUUAAGCCAGACGUCAAUUAGUCGUUUACAGAUGGUUCAAAACGCAGCAGCGUCACCUUUUGGUUGGUGCAAAAAAAAAGAAAUCACAUAACUCCCAUUCUGGCAUCUUUACACUGGCUACCUGUUGAUAGUUUUUAAAGCAUUAAAUGAUUUGGCUCCACCUUAUAUUAGGGACUUGCUUUGUCACUACGAGGCUGUGCGAGCCUUAAGGUCGUCAUCUCAGCUACUUCUCUCUGUUCCACGGUCCAGAUUUAAGCAAAAAGGAGAUUGGGCCUUUUCAGUUGUGGCCCCAAGAUUGUGGAACAGUUUGCCGAUAGAUAUUAGGGCUGCAUCAUCAUUGACCUGUUUUAAAUCUAAACUAAAAACUUAUUUUUAUGCUAUGGCCUAUGAUAAUAGCUGAGAUCGGUGGGUUUAUGUUGUUGUGUUUAUGUAUAUGUACAGUAUGUGUGUAUAUGUAUGUGUGUACAUGUGAAUUUGUACUGCUUGUAAAGCACUUUGGGUGAACAUCUUUGUUUGCAAAAGUGCUAUAUAAAUAAAAUGAACUUGAAAUUAUUAAAAGAAUGUUUAUACAGUC